This is a messenger RNA of Micropterus salmoides (largemouth bass), 1279 nucleotides long. Its product is annotated as myozenin-2-like. Gene Ontology annotation, cellular component: Z disc; actin cytoskeleton. Gene Ontology annotation, molecular function: actin binding; telethonin binding; FATZ binding. Bases 196 to 984 code for a protein of 262 amino acids. Lineage: Eukaryota; Metazoa; Chordata; Actinopteri; Centrarchiformes; Centrarchidae. The transcript has 6 exons. The record is from RefSeq and is a predicted model, not a curated record.
ACUCAUUCAGCCACUCAGUCAGUUCAGGCUGCAGCCCCCUCCAUGACAAGCCCCAGUCCUGGGGAGCGCGAGCACCCACACGGGUCGCACUACCCAGCCUGACCCUCUUGCUUCUCACCUUUCUGACUUCCUACCCCGAGGAGACAGGCACAACUUGAGACUCCCCCCCGAGGGUCCUUUAGGACAGGGGCAGCCAUGUCACAGUUUUCCACCAUGACAACCAGGGAGAGGAAAAUGCAGGCAGCAGCAAUCUGCAGGGAGGUUCAAGCCCAGGAAGAUAUAGAGAUGGAUCUUGGGAAGAAAAUGAGCGUGCCUAAGGACAUCAUGCUGGACGAGCUGUCUUAUGCCUCAAACCGAGGCUCCCGUCUCUUCAAACUACGCCAGAGACGCUCAGAAAAAUACACUUUUGAGAGCACACACAAUGAAAACAACGUGCAGCUCAAUAACGCAACGGUUUCUCAAACUGUGAACGGGAACAGCGGUGAGAACAACUUGGGUGUCGCCCAACCACCUAAAGAGCAGUCCGACACAACAGAUACAAGAAUGGUGCCGAAUCCACACAGUAUUGCCCCGGGGUACGGUGGUCCUCUGAAAGACAUCCCUCCAGAGAAGUUCAACAGUACAGCUGUGCCAAAGUCCUACCACUCACCCUGGGAGCAGGCCAUUAUCAAUGACCCAGCCUUGGCCGACACUCUCCACAAUCGCAUACCCGAGCCAGAGCCCCGACAAGACCUACCAGGAUUCAAAAGUUUCAACAGGGUGGCAACCCCGUUCGGUGGCUUCAGCAAGGCGCCCAGGCCUGCUCCCAUCAAGCCCCUCCAGCUGGAACCCGUCCCUGACUACCCUGAGCUCCAAGGGGACACGGCGAUAAAUCGACCCUCCUUCAACAGAUCUGCUACGGGGUGGGUGUCGGUGGGCGGUCCAGUCCCCCUCCAUACCGUUUCCCUUGAGCCUGUGCUCAUCCCUGAGUCAGAGGACCUUUGAACCCAUGAGGUCACACAGAGAUGCUGUCUACUUAGGUGCUGCACCAUGGUGAGCAGGGCGAGAGAAAGCGUCCUGUUGGGCUUUGAUGGUUCAACUUAUGCAGCAUGUACGGUUUUCUUGGUUCUUUCUUGGUUUUCCAGGGAUGUAAGCUAUUGCACUGCAUGAAUUCAUCACCCUGUACAGUAGGCUGAGACAUUACUGGAAUAAAUGGAAUUUAUUGUAUAUUAAUGUGCAUAAGAGUAUUUUAUCUUGCGGAUACAAGUUUUUGCUCAAUAAAAUGGUGAAAGAAGUCCAA